This is a messenger RNA of Cajanus cajan (pigeon pea), 3136 nucleotides long. RefSeq names its product Ankyrin repeat family protein. Gene Ontology annotation, cellular component: cytoplasm. Lineage: Eukaryota; Viridiplantae; Streptophyta; Magnoliopsida; Fabales; Fabaceae. The record is from RefSeq and is a predicted model, not a curated record. Gene Ontology annotation, molecular function: protein binding.
ACCUUUCUUUCUUUCACUCGCAAGCAUUUUUCAUUUUUUCUUUUCUAACUGUCCCUCCUCACUUUUGGUCUUCUAUCCGUUUUUUGCUAAACCUUUGCAACAUAAACAAGUUCCCCUUUCUUUGCUUCUGUGGUGGGGUUUUUUCUUUUUUCUUGAUCCCUUCCUUUCUUAUUCCUACCUUCACUUUUUCUCUCACCAAUCUCCCUCUCUCCUCGCACCUUCUUUUCCUCUUGUGUUUUGUACCUUUUCAUUUUUCUAAAAAAGCAAAUUUUAAUUUAAUAUUCUAAGGUUGUUUUUUUAUUCUAGAAUUUUUGGCUCAAGCAACCACAUGCAUGUUCUUUUCAUGCUUGUCUGAUCUGGAUUGGAUCACUAGGAUCUUUGCCAUCUCCUCUUUUUGUUUGGUACUUGAGGGGUAGUGAGUGGCGUGGUGGGGUUUGUUUGAGUCACACAUGAUAUGAAUCCCUGGACUCUUGGGCAAUCAUAUUCAUAAGACAAAGCAAAUCACAGAAGAAAGGAACAAGAUCUUUUUUAAUUUCUGAUUGAUAGGGACUUGUCUGUUGUGUUCUAGAGGGAAAUUGUGAACAAGGGUCUGUUUCAUUUGUUCCAUCCAACGUUGUGGUUUGAGUGCUGGUUGGUUGGUUGGAUUGGGUAAGGGUGGGUGGGGUACCCAAUUGGAGAAAGUUUUGAUUUUUGAAGGUAGCAUGUGUUUAUGUUUGUGAUUGAUAGUGUGGGUUGGUGAGUAUUGUGCCUUGGGCUGUUGAGGUAUGGCGGGAAUUGAUGUUACAAAGUAUGGUCAUAGUCCUGUGCACAAGGCCAUAGUUUUGAAGGAUUAUGCUGAACUUAGGAGGAUAAUUGGAGGCCUUCCACGGCUGCGCAACACGGCCGAGAUUCGCACUGAAGCAGUUUCUAUUUUAGAGGAAGAGAAGGCUGAUGCCAUCUCUGCUGUGAUUGACCGGCGCGAUGUACCGAACCGUGAUACACCUCUUCACUUGGCUGUGAAAUUUGGGGAUGAAGUGGCAACCGAGAUGCUUAUGGUUGCCGGGGCAGAUUGGAGUUUGCAGAAUGAGCAAGGGUGGAGUGCUCUCCAGGAAGCUAUUUGCAAUAGAGAAGAGGCUAUUGCCAAGAUAAUAAUUAAGCAUUACCAGCCUCUGGCUUGGGCAAAAUGGUGCAGACGGUUGCCUCGCUUGGUCUCCACCAUGCGGAGGAUGAGAGACUUCUACAUGGAGAUUACAUUCCACUUUGAGAGUUCUGUGAUUCCUUUCAUCUCGAGGAUCGCACCUUCAGACACUUAUAAAAUUUGGAAGAGGGGUGCCAAUCUAAGGGCAGACAUGACUUUGGCUGGUUUUGAUGGUUUUAGAAUUCAGAGGUCAGAUCAGAGCAUUCUUUUCCUUGGUGAUGGUUCGGAGGAUGGGAAAGUCCCACCUGGAUCACUCUGCAUGAUCUCACACAAGGAAAAGGAGGUACUCAAUGCUCUAGAUGAUGCUGGCUUUCCCGCAGAUGAGGAGGAUGUUCAGCAAGAAGUGGCUGCAAUGUCUAAGACUAAUAUAUUUAGGCCUGGGAUUGAUGUUACACAGGCAGUUCUUUUGCCUCAGUUGACUUGGAGGCGGCAGGAGAGAACAGAAAUGGUAGGGCCUUGGAAAGCUAAGGUGUAUGAUAUGCACAAUGUAGUUGUAAGCAUAAAAUCUAGAGGAGUUCCCGGAGCUAUGACAGAUGAUGAGCUCUUCUCAUCUUGCAAUGAAAAUGAAGCAGAGAGUGAAGAGCUCAAUGAUAUUUUGACUGAGGAUGAAAGAAGGCAAUUGGAAGCUGUGCUUAGGUCAGAUUCAUCGGAUGUGAACAAUGAGAGUGAUGAGGUAAUCAUUGGGCAUCGUCACAGCUGUUAUGAACAUAGAGAUAUUCCUAUUGAAGACGGAAAUUGUAGCAGACGUGGAGAAAAUAAGCAGGAAAAGAAAGGAUGGUUUGGUGGAUGGAGGAAAAAGGAUUCUAAACAAGAAACACCAAAGAAGAUUGCUCCACCAAGAAGUUCUCUAUGUGUAGAAGAAAAGGUGAGUGAUUUAUUGGGGGAUUCUCCUCCAAGAAAUCAGAGUAAGUCAGGUAGACAUUCUGUUGAGUUAACUAUGAGGGGUGAUGAGUCACGGAGGAAAAAAGAUGCCAAAGCUUCUUCCACAAAUUCUGAUGGCAAAAGUCGUCACAAGGAUGGAAAUCGUGAAAAUGAAUAUAAGAAAGGGUUGAGACCUAUUCUUUGGCUUUCCCCGAAUUUUCCACUAAAAACUGAAGAACUCUUGCCAUUGCUUGACAUUGUUGCAAAUAAGGUUAAAGCAAUUCGACGGUUAAGAGAACUCCUUACAACGAAACUUCCAAUGGGAACUUUUCCUGUUAAGGUGGCCAUCCCUGUGGUUCCUACCAUCAGAGUAUUGGUUACUUUCACAAAGUUUGAAGAACUACAGCCAGUAGACGAAUUUACCACGCCACCAUCGAGUCCACCCACAAAUGGCCAACAGAGUCCAGCAGCGUCACACUUCUCGGCAUCAUCUUGGUUUACAUGGAUAAAAGCUCCUUAUCGCUCUAGUUCAUCCGCUCCAGGAUCCAGCAGCAGGAUAGAAAAUAUUCAAGACCCAUUUGCAAUUCCAUCUGACUAUACUUGGGUUACUGCUGAAGCAAAGAAAAAGAAGAUGCAAGAGAAAAACAAGGCUAAGAAAGGGAAAAGUCAUAACUAAUGAUGCCACUUCAUAAGUAAGCACCACACUUGGAAGUACUUGAUUGUUUAGAAAAUUUGGGCCAUUUGUGUGGAAAUUGAAUUUGAAGCUAUCUUUCAUGUAGGAGUGUUCCUCCAAGGAAUUGUCAUUGUCCAUUUGGGGCAUUUGGCAUAAGGAAAAGAAACAUUGUGAUUCUUGCAAUAAUUGCUCGAGUUUUCAGGUUUACACCAAAGAAUUUGUUGAUUGUGUUUCAAUAUAUAUGGAAAAACCAUUAACUUAGGAUAGUUGCAAUCACAGUGACCAACUUUCAUAUUCAUGGUUGCAGUUUAUAUUCACCUGUGUUUGGUUAUAAUUCUUUCCCAUGAUUUUAUUCAUGUAAAUAAAUUGAAGAAUUUGUUUACUAGCUUUGGGCUUUAUCAUAAGAGUUUUAUUAUAUAUCAGCA